UACUUCAUGUUAGAGUAAGUAACAUAUGGAGAUACAAAUGGAAAACACACCAUCUAUCUGCAUACAAUUACUCAUAAAUAAUAUUACAUCAUAUUUAAGUGGUAAUGUUUGUAAAAAUUCUUCAAUUGUCAAGGUAAACAAUGAAAAUUUAGCAAUAAAUGGUGAAUUAUAUUUUUUACCUAGCCUUAAAGUAUGGAAAAGUGUGCUGAAAGGUACAGAUAAAUGUGAUGAAAAGUGUACCACAAUUUUGCAACAUUGUCUACAUAUUCGAGAUGGUCAGACAAAUAACAAUACUGAUGCAGAUACUGCAAAUCAGGUUUUACAAUUGCUAAUAGCAUCUAGUAGCAGUUGGUCGAUAAAGCUAGAAAAAUGUUUCUUGGAAAAAGAAAGGAUAUUCUUAUUUUUACAACGUACUCCUCUUAUAGAAAACUCCAUAAAGGCAGCUAUAACAUUUAAACAUGACUUUGGGAAAACUUUUUCACUUAAAAAAGUGUUUAGCUUAAAAUCAUUACAAGAUAAAGAAUCAGAACUCACAACUACAAGAUUAUACUUAAUACAAUGUGUCACUGAAAAGAUUUUAAACUUACAUGGAUAUUCAGUAUCAAAUGAGUACCCUGAUUACAAAUUCGUAUUUACCUCUAAGUCACAAGGAAGUGUGGAAGAAAAUUAUGAGCGAUGUAUAUGUGGGGUUGUGAAAAACACAGAAACAAAUUGUAAAGAGACAAAAUUAACAUGGCAAGAAUAUAUCAGUAACAAAAUAAAAGAAUUAAAAACAUUAAAUGAACAUAAGUAUUUUGAGACAGAAAAAUGUAAUGUAAAAGCACAAGAUUGUUUCCUUGAAAAUAUUGCAAAAGCCACAGCUAUGUUUGAGUUAUUAUCUGUAAAACCAACUCGUUCUGUUUUUAUCGGAUGCAAUUUUGCAACUGAUAAAAAUACUACAAACACAAAAGGUGCUUGUGCUCCUUUUAUAUUAUAUAAUACAGCAAGAAUAACAGCUAUUAUUGAAAAGUAUAAUGAUAAAAGAUUAAAAGGGGAAUAUCCUAAUUUACCACAUAUCAAUGACAUAGAUUUUUCUCUAUUAAAUCAAGAGGAAGAAUGGGAACUGAUAUACAAUUUCGUUAUUGGAUAUCAACAAAUGAUAAAAGAUUGUUUAAAACAUGAUUCUGUCUUUCAAAUUAAUCCACAAGUUAUUUGCAUAUUUUUAGCAAAAUUAUGUCAAAAAUUUAGUAUCUACUAUCGCAGAAUCAGAAUUUUAACUGAGGUAUAUGAUCAUCUAAUUCCAACAAUGUCUGUGAGAUUAUACAUGCUACAUGCAUUACAAAUUGUGCUUCAAAAUGCACUUGGUUUACUUGAUAUUCUUCCUGUAUCACGAAUGUAA
Molecule: messenger RNA, 1378 nt
Organism: Eufriesea mexicana
Lineage: Eukaryota; Metazoa; Arthropoda; Insecta; Hymenoptera; Apidae
Product: DALR anticodon-binding domain-containing protein 3
Exons: 5
Coding region: 26-1378 (450 amino acids)
Biological process (GO): tRNA C3-cytosine methylation; arginyl-tRNA aminoacylation
Molecular function (GO): tRNA binding; ATP binding; arginine-tRNA ligase activity
Source: RefSeq, a predicted model, not a curated record